CUUUGACAUUUCUUGGUUAGGUCUUUCGACUGUUCGUGUCAUUGUGAAAGUAAAAAUGUCAGCAAAAAUCAACUAAAAAGCGUCCACACAGAAAACUUUAUAAAAUUGCUGAACGAAGUCGAGUCCCCUCAAUACUCCCCAACAGACUUCCAGCCAUCAAGAUGCACAGAUCCUUCACUGCACCAAGGAUGUAAUAUCCCGUUUUCCUGACGUAUAUGAUGCGCUUAGAAACAUGAUAGAGAUCCUGCAAAUGUUUUUAUUUCUAUUCAAGUCUAAAUACAGACGGAAAUUCUAUGUUAAGGGCCUAUUGUGGUGUGCUACUUUCUUCAGUGUUUUGUCCAUAGUUAAAGCUAAGUGUAAUGAGACUUCAUGUGGGAAUGGGGUUUGCAGGAAUGAUACAUGUGUGUGCUAUGAUGGUUGGCAGGGGCCCCAAUGCCAGUUUUGUGGAGGGAAAGUCAGACUGGGCACAUCGACAGGAACAAUUCACGAUGGCCUCGGUAACUACUCAUUGACGUCAAAAUGUAGCUGGUUGAUUGAUGCGCCGAAUUCGACUAUCACACUGCAUGUUGAGCAGUUUGCAACAGAGUGUGGCUGGGACCAUUUGUAUAUUUUUGACGGAGACAGCGUGGAUUCACCGUUAUUGGCUGUUUUUAGCGGUUUAAUGUAUGAAGGCGCAUAUAGGGUAAGGCGGGUCCCAGAGGUGGUAGCUCAAUCAGGCUCUGCAUUGGUGCAUUUUUUUAGCGACGAUGCUUACAAUAUGAGCGGAUUUAACAUCACAUAUAGGCUGGAUUCUUGCCCUACAACAGUGUCAGGUUUGAACUGUUCAGGUAAUGGAAUAUGUAUAGACGGUGUUUGUACUUGCAAUGGCGGCUGGGGAGGCUCAGCUUGUCAUUUAGAAAAUUGCCCUAAUAACUGUGGAGCAGCAGAGGAGAGGGGCAUAUGUGAACCUGAAAGAGGAUGUUUCUGCUACGGUAGUAACCGUGGGGAUGACUGCAGUCAGUUGGCCAGUGAUGGUUACUGGGAGACAGUUACACCUCAAGGCUUCACACCUCCUGGCUCUGCAUCUCAUGGAGCAGUGGUUUGGAGGGAUUCCAUGUAUGUGAUAGCUGGAGAGAGUUAUGGCAGAGGAUCGUUGUUGUAUGUCUAUGAUUUUAAUGGUAACGUGUGGGAAACCCCGCACAUCGUGGCGGAAAGUCCUUCGCCUAGAUACGGCCACUCAACUGUCUUAUACGGGGACAAGAUCUUCCUCUAUGGUGGGGUGGCAGGCAAUAGGGGCCCCACGUCAGAGCUGUGGGCAUUCGACGUCAGCGCCAAAACGUGGGAGAACGUGACUGUCAAGGCAGCGGCGUGCGGUAUGGAAGGAGGUGGGGGGGCUAUGUGUGGUCCCCUUAAGUCAGUUGGUCAUACUGCAACGGUUGUUAUCAAUAAUAUCAAUAAGAAGGUCGACCGUAUGAUCGUGAUCUUCGGCCACUCGCCUGAGCUGGGCUACUUGAACACCGUCCAAGAGUACUACUUCGGUACCAGAGAGUGGUAUAUCGCCCACACGAACGGGUAUCCGGUCAAAGGAGGUUAUGGACACACUGCCUCCUAUGAUCCACUGACGGGCAAGAUCUACGUAUACGGAGGGAUCGUUUCUGAGAGCGAAUCGGCUCAGUAUCUGAGUAAGAAUCUGUAUUCGUAUGAGCCGAACGAGAGGAUUUGGACACUGCUUGCAGACGCGCCUUCUGCUAGGUUUUUACAUUCCUCCACUUUUGUCACUGGCGGUUUGAUGCUGGUGUUUGGUGGUAAUACUCACAACGAUACUUCACAUAGUUUUGGUGCAAAAUGUUACAGUUCAGAAUUACUGGCUUAUGACGUUCUCUGCGAUACAUGGAGCAUACUGCCGGUACCAAAGGACUUACAUGCGGACUUGGCUAGGUUCGGUCAUUCCUCUACGAUUUUUGAAGGAAACUUGUACAUAUAUGGCGGUUUUGACGGCCAAAUGCUCUCUGACAUGCUGAAAUACACCCCCGGCGACUGCACCUACCCUACCGAAACGCUCUGCCUGAACAACAAACCUGGAGCCAAGUGCGUGUGGGACUCGAAAGCGGGCGCUUGCAGUCGUGUGAUGGGCGUGCACCGGGACCUGGUGCUGAAACGGGAAGAAAGCUACAUCAACAAAUGUCCGAAGUUGAACAGAUCUGCGGCCACGUCUACGAUCAUACAGAAUACCAAGAAGUGCGAGGAGAUGGAGGAUUGCCUUGGCUGCGUGCAGACUUCUAGUGGGUGUGUGUGGUGCGGGAAUUCGUGCAGCUUGAAAAAGUGUCCUACGAAACCGAAUGGCAAUUCUAGUGACCUCAUUCCAGUUACGAAACUUGCCCACUGCCCUGAAGAUCCGACUCCAGUUUGUAGACAGCUACACACAUGCAAGGCGUGCACGUCUCAACACUUCUGCAGGUGGCGUUUCGAGCAUGCCAAGUGCGUGCCUCAUCCACAGCAUUCGAAUGUGUCGGCUGAAGCGGUAGAGCCUAUCCAAUGCCAGAACGUUUGUAGCGAGUACAACUCGUGCUUGAAUUGUACACAGGAGGAGUGCAUUUGGUGCCAAAAUGAAGGACGAUGCGUGGACAAGAAUGCUUACACUUCGAGCUUCCCAUACGGUCAGUGUCGAGAAUGGACGACAGUGCAAGCCAAGUGUCGGACUAGGGGCAGCAAUGAAAACUCCCAAUGCGGAUUCUACAAGACAUGCGCCAAAUGUAGGGACGAUCCGGCAUGUGGAUGGUGCGAUGAUGGUUCUAAGACGGGAUUAGGAACUUGCAUGCCCGGCGGUUAUGCUGGACCAACUCUGCACACACAAUCUCUACCUUCAUCGACGUGCCCACAAGAACGCUGGCACUUCACAACUUGUCCAGUGUGUCAGUGUAAUGGUCACGCGAAUUGUGUCGGUAACACAAGUACCUGCCAGCCAUGUGCCAAUUUGACGACGGGGAGCCAUUGCGAGUACUGCCUCAAAGGGUACUAUGGUAAUCCGGUAAAUGGUGGUAAAUGCGUUCCUUGUAACUGCAAUAAACAAGCUGAUGACUGCAAUAGGGAAACUGGAAAAUGUUAUUGUACAACAAAAGGAAUAAUAGGGGACCAGUGUGAGAAAUGUGAUGCAACCAACCACUACCAUUCGGAUCCCAACAAUAAAUCGUGCUACUAUGAUCUCACUAUUGACUACCAGUUCACCUUCAACCUGUCUAAGAAAGAAGACCGCCAUUACACACAAAUCAACUUUAGAAACUCGCCGAUCAAACCUGAUAUUGACGCUGACUUUCUAAUAACUUGUUCGGUUUUGGCCAAAAUGAACGUCACUGUGAGGAUAGGAAAUUCUCCGGAGAAAGAAGUGUUUAUGAGCUACAAUUGUACGACGUUCAGAUCGAAAUUUUCAAAAUCGGAGUACCAGUUUGGCGUGGAAGAUAAUGUGACGCUUACAACGUUCUACGUGUACGUGUAUGACUUUCAACCACCUUUGUGGAUACAAAUUUCGUUCAGCCAGUACCCUAAGUUGAACUUGCAGCAAUUCUUCAUUACAUUCUCCUCGUGUUUCCUGCUGCUUCUUCUGGUCGCCGCCAUAUUGUGGAAGAUCAAGCAGCGGUAUGACAUGUACCGCCGCAGGCAACGCCUCUUCGUCGAGAUGGAGCAAAUGGCUUCGAGGCCCUUCUCGCAGGUGCUCGUCGAGGUCGAAUUCAAGACUGUGAUCCCCGCCGGCGGCGACGUCGGCAAAGGCGUCGACCUUAAGAGGAAGAAGCGAGAUUCGCCUAGUCCGAUCGCUUUGGAGCCGUGUUUCGGCAACAGGGCCGCCGUCCUAAGCCUGCUGAUCCGACUGCCGACAGGCGGUGAACCGUACACCGCUCGCGGUCAGUCUGCUGGACUGGCAAUCGCCAGCGCGCUGGUCACACUGGGGAAUCCCAGGAAGCUGAGCGUGGACCAGGCGAAAGCAGAAGCCACCAAGGGUGGGGGGAAGCAGGGAAGGAAGACGCAGAGUCAGCAUCCGGAUGGCGGGUGUUUGUAGGAAUCGAAAAUGAGCUUUGGAAGAAAGUGAGAAGUGUGUUAGAAAGUGAAAGAGGAGCGAGUGUGUGGUUUUACAGAGGUACGAGCGUGAUAGUACAAUAAGUCGUAGAUGCGGAACAGGAUACAUAGCAAGUGAUAUGCCUUGACCUGUGUCAGUUGAUGCUGGCAAAGUGAAAGUUGGGUGGCAGAAGGCUCACUGGGUCUUGGACACAACGUGCUAGGGAGGAACAAAACCUGGCAAAUAUAUAUCUUUAUUAACAGAAUUACAGCAGACUGAUUGGCAAAGUUUAGCACCUGCUACUCUUACACCUAAUCAAUCAUUCCGGCUAUUACGUAACUUGAAACAUGACAUUAUGUAGGGUUUUUAUGACAUUAUGUAGGAUUUCCUACAAGACAUCAACUUGGAACUAAUUGUCGUUAACUUCAUGCUCACUUGUAGCAAGCGCGGAAAGAACUAAUUGAAGACUAGCCUAAUGAGUUGAAAUUUUAUCCUUUUUUGACAUCAUAUAGGUUUUGUCACGUAAUAACAAUACAGAACAUGCGUUAAGUGGUAUAGUAGUAAUACAAAAAUUUCUUAAAGAGACAGAUAUUACGCAUGUGUAGCUAUCAUCAUUCUGAAAAGUAGUUUUAUCAUAUAAACGUGGCGCCAUUUUAAAAAAUUAUUUUUAUAUUAUGUGAAUAUGUAAUAAUGAAUUACGACGCAAAAGCAUUGAAUUAGUUGGUUUCUUGAUAAAAACCUGAUUUCGUCAAUAAUAAUUUUCUUGUUUUUUGUUUCCAUGGACGAUGUUUGAGUAGAGAAAUAUCCAAUUUUCUUAAACAAAUAGCUAUAACACAGAAACCGUUUGAACAAACCGGUAACAACCUUGUAUUAAAAAUUAGCUACAGGGUGUUCCAUUUAAUUCUUUUACGAAAAAGUACGCGUUGAGUUUUUGACCACCCUGUAUUGAUCAUGCAAAAAAUAGAUGAAUUAGACUGAAAUAAAAAUGUUUGAAACAAGAUUCGCGACUCCACCUGUCAGCAUACCAAAUAUGCAGAUUGUCAAACUUUUGUUUUUCUUUAUAUAAAAUAAUCAUUAAUUUAACAACUAAUCACCAGUCUUGUUUUUUUAAAUGGCCUAUUCGAAUGUGUGAUAAAAAGUAGGGCAUUCCAUUUAAGAAAAAUUAUCUUUGGUAUGGCGGUCAAAAUUGGGACACCAUAUGAAAUAUACAGGGCGUUUCAUAACUCAUCCUGCAAAUUUUAACCACAUAUGCACUGUUACGAAAGAAGUUGAUUUCUCAGAAAAAAAAAGUAAUAAAAGUCCUACAGAAAUCGAGAUAAUAAAAUAAUACAGUGUAACAGUUCCCUUACUUAUAAAACUUGCUCAAAAUUGUUUCCAUUGACUGCAGUUGGGCCUCAUGUAAUAUGCGCACGCUGUUGCAUGUGACACUACUGGGACCUGUUGGGUUAACUGCCUUGUGCUUAUUCCCGGAUUUUCUUCCACAAUAUCCAAAAUUUCGUCUUCGGCAUUUAAAAGGCGCAAAUCUCCACUAGUACGUGCACGUAAAACAAUUGAACUAAAUGUUUCGUGAUGUGGUAUGUGCCUAUUCGGAAAUCGGUGUGCAUACAAACGCUCGCGAAUUUUGCCCUGCUUCUCCGUACGCUAAAACAAUGCCCACUAACUCGUCAUUAGUGUGCACAUCUGACAUUUAUUAAUAAAUAACUAAAAACAUAAACUCGCAAAAUACUUUCUUAUUUAACUUCACAAAAAUCUACCGUUCUUCUUUCAGAUCACCCACGGUACAGAUUAAACAAAAAACAAAAAAUUCCUGGUAUUUUGUUUUCUUAAUUUGUUUGGUACAACAUGUGCUACAAUAAAUUAUUAAUGCGUGUUCUAAUAUCACGACGAUGAACGCAAAAUACUGAUAUUUAUUUUUCAAUUUAUUUUUGAAACUCAGGCUUAUAUCUUAAUUUCUGUAGGUCUUUUAUUACAUUUUUUUUUUGAGAAAUCCACUUCUUUAGUUACUGUGCAUAUGUGGUUUAAAUUUGUCGGAUGAGUUGUGAAACACCCUGUAUAAUAAUCCAUAAAUCGUUUCCUUUGAACACUUUAUAAGAGUAUGUAGCAUAUAUUUAUUUGGCUUUAGCGCCAUCUAUGAAACAAUAAUCUUUUCAAAGUAGAUCUAUAAUUAGUGCGGAGAGGAGGAACACAGUUUUGGCAAAUGACGCUACAGUAUCUCAUUUCAUCUCGGAUAAUUUUUUGGACGCGGAAAUGUAGUAUUAGGUUGGCUAUUGUCAUCAAGAAUAUAUUAAUCAAUGCCCUUGCUUAACGUGUCGCCAUUAUCGCAAAAGCAAAUCUAAUAGCGACGUCACAAAGAUGGACAAUAUUGCGGAAUUUGAGAACAGAGCAAAUACUUCUUUUAUUUAUAAAGUACAGGGUGACCAGUGGGAAAGUUCACUUUUUGAUUUAAUAUAAGAAAUAAGAUAUAAACUUAAUGAGUUUGGGUUUUAUUUCUUAAAUAUCAUUCCUUCUAAUCGCGCACGCAAAUUCUGAAACACUCUCCUGCAGAAUUCUGGAGUGUUUAUUUCUCGUCGAAUGUUGUCUUCAAGCUCCUCCAGUGUUCGUGGAUUAUUGGAAUACACUUUUGACUUUAGAUAACCCCACAAAAAAUAAUCGCAUGGCGUGAGGUCGGGUGGCCUAGGAGGCCAGUGAAUGUCUCCAAACUUCGAUAUAACUUUUUGAGAAAAAAGUGCUUUCACCGUAUCUAUCGAUUCUCUGGAUGUAUGGGCAGUGGCCCCAUCCUGUUGAAACCACGCGUUUCUGUUAAAUCGACGUUCUUACAAUAGCAGCAAAAAAGUGUCAAUCAUGUCCUUGAAUCGCUCAGAAUUGACAAUCAAUGCAUGACCGCUAGAGGAUAUGGCGCACCAAACAGUCACCUUUGGACUGUGUAGCUGUUGUUGAUCUUUCGAGUUGCUGCGUAGGAAACAGAUUCAACAUCCGUUCAGCACAAGAUUUCCGUAAUAUCACUUUCCUUUAGAGAAUGGACUGAUUCGGCAGCUGCGUAGUAGUAAAGUAAGCCUCGAUAGCAAAAACACGUUGCGGUCCGGUCCAACGUUCCAUUGUGACUAUUUAACCCGCACGCCGAACGCGUCGAUCAAGACCCCUCCCCUUUUCCUCGCGUAUACGGUUGCCGCGUAAUUCGAAUCUGUAAUGUGAAUUUUCCCACCGGACACCCUGUACAAACGGCAUUUUUGUUUUGAAAAGGAAUGCCCAAUAUCUCUAUGAUCAGGGCCAGCUUCAGAGCUUUGUGCGCAAGAUUAAUUGAUAAUUUUGCGCCCCUACGUGCAUACCGCCUGUAGCCGGCCCUGUCUUUGUCUAUUACGUAAUAGAUAUAUUUUUCUCAUUUUUAACAAGCUGUUGAUUGCUUGCAUUUACUAAUCGACGACCUCAAAUCAAUACCUCGUAUAUCAAAAAGUAGCAUUUUGCAGGAGGCAUAAAAAACUGCACAGCUUGAAUAUAAAAGAUCAUAUCCAUGUGAGGUAUUAAUAUUUAGGAUCUUGGAGAUAUUAAAUCGACUCCUAUAACUGGUUUGAACAAUAACUGUUUGUUGUUCACUUUAUUUUGUACAUACGAGUUAUUGAAUACAAAAAAUCCUUGACUUACGUGUUUUUGUCGUAAUCACCUGGGAAUUUUAAAUUCCAUAAAAACAAAAUAAAAAUAAGCAAAUAAGUUAUAACUUAGUUAAACAGCUAUUUUAAAGUAUACUUGUUAAGAAGACAUAGGUCACAAAAAAGAAUUGGACUGUGGGUGGGACUACAUUAUGUUUGUUGGGCGGCUUAGUCCAAAACUCGCCUUACAAUCGAUAAUAACGAAUGGAGAUAAAAAGAACUAAAUGGAGCUGAAGCAACGCCUGACCGCGGUAAACCUUUUUGUGGACCUAUGCUAUCUUUUAUCAGGUACAACAUAAAAAAAAAUAACACAAAUGAAGUUAUUGCACAACGUAAUGAGUCGCUAGCAACAAUGAAACUAUUCGUAGUGAGGUAGCUGGUCAUAAAACGGCCAAACGUCCUUAGACAAAACUGCCUUUAACUUUUGGAGGUGGUCGAAUUUGGUGUUUUUAAUCUUCAGUCGUUCUUUGUGUAACUGCGUUAGAACCACAUUCUCUGUUGGCUUUGUACGGGUAGUCCUCAUCGGCAGUUCUUGAUAAGGGUCGUCAAAUUUCAAUUUAUAGAAGAUUUUUCCAGUUGGGGAGUAUUGCAGUGCUCGGAGAUCCGUUACGGUAGGAUCGUUAACCUUUCGUCCAGGUCUUAUCGACUUAUAUACUUGCACGUUGUUAUAAUUAGUAAAAAAAUCAUGACCUUGAUUCUUCACAUAUCCUUACAUAGUCACUUGGUAGAACUAUCUUUCUGUCAAUUAGUUUUCUUUCUAUUGUAGCAUGCACACUAUCACACUCCAUUUGAGUGUGUCCCUUUAUCAAGAACUUUUGCUCAAUUGUGACAUUCAAAUCCAUAGCCAAAUGCAACAGUGCAUUAGACAUAAUGGUGUUUCGGUUCUGAUAAGUGCAACCAUCCGAGUAUAUAAUUAUUGGUUUUUCACAAUUAAAAUGUUUCCUGAUGUAAUCUACAAUAAAUGAGGCAAACGUUGAGGCCUGUAAGUCACUACUAGUUUCAUCAAACCAAUAAUAAGUACAGUCUCUCGUCGCUAAAUUGUAGACGGUGAAAUUGUGGACACAUAGCUUGGUUUUGAAGUAUGCCGUACUAGCCAUCACUGAUGGACACACUUUAACAGCUUGCAAAUCCAUUGUCAGAACGUGUUGAGUACCUGUCAAAGCUUCCUCUUUAUCUUUGCUUUUUUCCACUCUUGCCCGCUCUUUUUCAGCUUGAUGUAUUUUCCAAGUUUCUUCAGAUAUGUUUUUCUCUUCAUAUUGACAGCAGAUGUCACAAGCAUCCUUUUUGGGCUGAUACAACGCAAUAUUCAGUUUCUUCACUAUCUUAGUAAGGGAAUUUUGGCUCAUGGGCUUUUCAUUCGACUUCUCACAAUGUUGAACAUAAGCCUGGUAAAGACUCGUAAUGUUUCUGAACGACUGUUCUAAGUAUAAUUUUUUUGAGUCCUUACGACAAUAGUGCGACGGCAAUUUGUUUAAGUUAUUUAAAAAUUGCUUCAUAAAAACAUUAGAUUGCCGAUUUGACAAUAUCCCUCCUAUUUCUCUCCUUUCUGGUUUUUUAUCAUGAAUUCCGUGUUCACUCUUACAUACCCAAUGAAGUACUUGCCAUUCUCUCAGUCCAAAUGUUGAAAGAAACAUUUUCUUACACACAGGCAUAUUCACCGAGCCUACCUUCAAAUGAUAUUUCAAUGUACCAGUGCGUCUAGAUUCCAAAUUCAUCAUGUUUCUUUUAUCCUUGACUGGUAUCUUCAUGACCAAGCUUGCCACAUAGGUUUUUCUCUGCUCCCAGUUUAAAUCAGACCAGAAUUUUUUGAAAAUAUCUUGGCGUAUACUUUCAUCAACCUCAUUGCAUUUUCUUUUUGAUGACUUAAUACAAAAUUGUGACGAACAUCCUAAAGAUUGUUUUCUCGGUUCCCUUUGUGCAUCGUGAAACGUGUUCGUUUGAUUUUUUGGCCUUCUGUAGCCUAUGUAUUGCUUUCCUUUCAUUCGAAGAUCUUGAUUGAUUUUUUUUAAGUGUCCACCAGCUAAGCGUUUUCGUGGUUGUGCCUGUACUUCCUCGUCGCUGAAACUAUUUUCACGAUAUUUCGUGACUUUUGACUGUAUUUCACUAUCUUUUUAGAGUACUGAAACUUCGAGUCCUGCAUUUUCAGCUGCUGCCUCAACACCUGGAGUUUGAUUUUGAACGAUAUCUGAACACUCGAAUUCUGGAUCUGCAAAGUUUGUAGCUUCAGAUAGUCCUUCGACUUCUGAAACUUCUCCGUGAACAAUUUCCAUAUUGUCAAACUCCGGAACUGCUAGACUUGUAGUUUCAACUGAUUCUAGAAUUUCUGCAUCAAUCAUACCAAACGUUUCUAUAAAACUCUCGUUGACUAUGUCUACUGGUAGAUCUAAGAUAUUGAAGUUUUCUUUUUCGCUGAUAUCCGGAGUAGUAAUAGUGACAUUGUCUUUUUUGCUAGACAUAUACCCCACUGGUACUUUAUGUGGUGUGUUGUUACACAAUUCCAGUAUACGUUUACUCCGGGAGCUCAUAUUGUAUCAUUCUGUAAUUGAAAACAAUACCACGUAAGUCAUAUAUUCCGGAACACAAAUUCAUUAUUAUAUCAUGUACAAUAGCUCGUAAGUCAAGCGUCUGUUUUACCAACGAAUAUUACUGAAUAGGCACCAACUAUUUUAAAAAUUUUUAGUUCUCAGCUAUCUAAUAAGUUUUCUGACAAAGUAUGACAUUCUGUAGUUUUAUUUUACACAUGCAUAUACAGUAUUGCAACAAACUUACCAGCACAUUCACGCUAUACAGCAAACUUAACCUAGAAUAUAGGAGAUAUACGCGCUAUUGAAUCUAUUUUUCAUCGCUCCGAUUUACGUGGUAUUGUUUUAUGUAUUUAUGCAACCAAACUAGCAGCUAUAUACGGCUCACUGUCUAACUGUAGCUAGGGAAGACUUACAGGAAUCAGAAGCGAUCAAAAUAAGAAAAUCGGCAUUUUCGGACUUACGAGGUAUUGAUUUGAGGUCGUCGUAAUACUUUAACGCUAUGUCUGCCCCACCAGCUUCCGUUUUGCUAGCACCAAUCAAACCUUCUGGUGCUUCAUGGUUCUAGGCAUUUUGCUAGCACUCUCAUACCGUUCCUUCACCCCAAUUUAUAGAUAGUUUUAUGCUGGUGCGCAGUACCUAUGGUCGAUUUUCAACGCACAUGGGUCAGAUAUGAGUUGAUUGUUUGAACGAACUGGGUUGUAUGUUGCGAAAUAAUAUGCCAAACAAUAACUGGGGAGAUGAGUAUUUCUAAGAAGGAGAGGGUACUUGUAAAAUAAGUCCCGUCUAAAAUAAUUCUGCAAGAAUGUAGUUCACAUCAUCCUGAUAAAAUACUUAUUAGCACAAUGCAGGGUAAAUGAAUCUUUAACCUGGAUAUUAAGAAAAAUUACAUUUGCCGAACAUUUUACAUUUUUUAGCACUAAUAAUUUUCUCUCAAUUUUCUGUGUUUUGCUUAUCCCAAAACAGAAUGAUGUUAUUUGCAUUAAAUUCUCAUAACAGACAUAUAUUCCUCUACAACAGUUUUAAUUACGAUUGGAGGAGGGCGCAAUAUGUAAGUAGCUUUAACAUAUUUUUUCGUUUUUUAUAGUAUAUUGAUUUGACUUACCACACCUGUAAAAACAAUUUCUAAGAAUGAUUUAUUUAUUUUUUCUCGAUCUUUGCUGGUCUUUUUAGGAAAUCCUGAUUUUCCAUAGUCCAAGUUUUUAUGAAAAUAGAGAUCUAUGUAUAUCUCAUAAGAGCGUCUUGCCAAACUUCAUUCGCGAAAAUCAUUGUUACAGUACAUGAAAUGAAACAUUAAAACAUUUUUUGAUCAUCAUUUGGAUUAUGUAAUUGAACAUAACGUUUUCAGAAUAUCCAUAACAUGGAUAUGUUGCUUAGUAUAAAGAGUACAUAUAAUUAUUUUUUCAAUUCCCUUUAGUUGUGUUAUGGAACAUUCUGGAAGUAAGUUAUUAGCAUUAUUAUUUUAGAAAAUUUACAUGCAAGUACAACUGUUGACUGUAGUUGUCAUAUUUCAAUUUGUCUCUAAGUUGUAGAAUAACCAGAGAAUGAGUAGUGUUCUAUAACCUUUUUGACACCAUUUGACGUCUCUUUUGACGUUUUCUAAAUGAGUUUGUGAAUGCAUCCAUUUUCAGCCAAAUGGCUUUCUAAUAUCAUUAAAGGCCUUGUUUUUCAAUCGUAAGUACACUCGCAAAGUUAGUAGACCUGGGAAAAGCCUCCUCAUGUAGAUUGAUCCACAAUAAAAAACUGAAUACCUGCUAGGGCAAACCUGAUAUUUUUAGCAGUGAUAUUGCAGUGAACCUGCAAUUGAAAAACCGGACUAAUAUAACAUCUGAUACUGAUUCUGUGAUUUUCAUGUCGAUGAUCCCCUACCAAACCAUAUGUGUUUAAAAUUUUUCUUUAUUGUAUAGCACGUUUCACUCACAAAGCUGACCUUCUUCACCACAUUGACACUUUUUUGACAAUAUUUUAUUUACCUGUUUUCCAAGUGAAACUUCGUUUGUUUUUCUUUUCAUGUUCAUAUUCCUAAACAGUGUGUUACUACAAUAGUCCGAAAGAUCUGUAAUAUGCUGAGAUUACGAAGCCAUCAUUCAAAUUUUAAGAUGGCACCUCGCAAAACCAUCAUAGCUCAAGAGCGCCUGGGGUAGGCAUUCAAAAGGACGUCCAGCCCUCUGGAACGACAAGCGAGCAUGAGGUUAUUUGUCUUUUUUAUUACCCCAGAUAUGCCUCCCCUGUCCAUCGUUCCGAAAACGCCAAAAGCCCUCAAAAAAUGUAUGGAACUUGAUCUGUUUGUCAUUUAACCUGAUAUUUUCAUAUCAUCUAACUUCUUUUGUACAUUGUGAAAUCUUACUACAUCAGAGUUUAAAAAUAAUUUAUUUUGUGCAAACCAUUUUUCAAGAUGCUUCAAAGUAUUACAUUUAGUGACCAAUACGUAUCGUGAUGAUCUGAAAUUAUACUUGCAUACAAGGUAAAAUUCUUUCAAGCAGAUCAUUUAUAUUCAGCAUAAAUGAAGAGGCCCUUUUAUAGAUCCUUGGGGAACUCCCAUAUCAAUAUCAACGGAUGAAGACCGGUCUUGCUUUAUUUCUGUACCAUAAGUGUGUAAUAAAGAAACAUAUUGUGACGUAUUUAGUCGUUUCCGGAAUUUUCGCACUUUUUCUCCCGGGGAGCGACUCUUCACGUUUCAAUAUUUUCGUAAAAAAUCAUUAGAAGAUACCCCAAUAAUUUCAUGUUUUUCUUGUCUCGAGAUUGACCUCUGACUCGGUGUUUACUGAUUGAUAGCUACUUUCGGCAGUUGUAUAUCUGCAUAUUUCGUAGCGAGACUGACAUAUUUAUAUUAAUGAUUAGUUUAACUUGUUUGAAAGUUUACUACCGUAUUUUUCGUUUUUGAAAGGGGGGUUAUUAUACAUAAAUAAAUAUGUAUAUGUGGUAUAUAUUUUAACUUCUACGGAGAUAUAACUUCCAUUGAUAUUAUUAUGUCUAUUGCAUAGUGCAUUACUUUAGUAAUCUUGCAUAAUCACGGCCAGAAAUGACGCGUUACUUUUUAAUUUUUUAAAGAAAUAGCUUUAGCGAAUUGUUUUUUUAAAACGUUCAUUAUAGCAUUCUCAGUUUGAAAAGAACAGUAUCUAGUUUGAUAUUUUAUCUGUAGUGACUGAGAUGGAUUGAAAUAUUGAAAUUCGCUACAGUUAAAGCAAAGAGAAUUGAAUGUUGCUUAAUUAGUAGUGUUCAAUUUUAUUUUAUAAUUACAGAAUCUUACUAUUCAAUUUCAUUUUUUAUCAAAUGUUGCUAUUCUUUUUUGACUAAGAUUGCUUAACAAUGAUAAUUUAAACGCUAAGUGGAGAUCAGAUUAUACGCAUUUGAGUAUUGAGCAUAUUCUCAUAGGUUGACUGUACAUUUUUGAGAAUUUUUGAAGAAAGAUCACCGAUUGUUCCACAAUGCUAGCGACCUUGUGCAAUGAGCGAUGGACCGCUGGUUUCUCAAUCUGGCAAAAUGAAGUUAAAAUGCAGCUGCAUUGACACUGACAGACAUAACAUACUGUCCGUUUCUCUCUUCCUCUCUCUCUCAAAUUACCAUUAGUUCAAGACGCGAAGACUAGAAAUAGAGGUUAAACUCAUAGAGUCAAGUAAAAAAUGUGGACUAUGAAGUAAGUUAUUACACUAUGUAGGAAAUGAAUUUCAGGUCCUGUGCAUAAGGCACCAUUCUCUCUCAUGAAUAUACUGCGCAGAAAAUGAAUUUCAGGAUCUGCGCAUGUGGCAUGUCUCUUUGUUACUGUCAUCAUGCCCAACAAGUUCAAUUUUAACAGUUGCAAGUAGAACUAUUGGAUAACAUUAAUAAACGUACAAAGCAUGUCAAAAGCAAAUGAAAUGCGCAUAAAGAUUGCCGCAGGCUAUGUUGACGUUUUUCAAUGUCCAGACGCUCUACACAAUGUUCUAUGUCCACUACAUUUCCGAGAGCUACACCAUCCUUGGGGACAGGAUUGGCUUUAUAUGAAUACGUAUUUCCCUUACCCAAUUUAACCUCCUACAUCUAGUCUUCGUGGUUCGAGACAAAGGCAGCAUUGAUCAAUUUUGGUCUCGCUAGGCGGCACUAGUGUGAUUGGAGGUCAAAAUGUGAAGUUUUGAUAUCCAUUGACGUGGCGCUGAUCAGCAUUGACAUCUUCGUUUAUGACCAACCAACUUAACUAACGCCAUCUUCUACCUUUUCAGAUUACCCCAUUCAGGUUGGCCUCCAAAGUUACAUUAUUUUCUGUCACACUAACAAAAACAUGCAUGCCUACAAAUGUACACAUAUACGAAUAAAUUAAAUAAGGCUAGGAAUGUUAUUUUCGAGUGCGGGAUUCGAAUACUUUUGUCAUGUUGCCAGUUGUAUUUUUCUUCGUAUAAAAGUUCCAUACCAGCACUCCGGCUGCCAUUGUACAGGGCCAAUUUUGCAUAUAAUUUGGUCUCUAGUAAUAAGUAUAUUCCAGAUAUUUUUUAUUAAACGGUGCAAGGUCAUUUACAUUUCGCAAGGAUCGCCUAGUCUUUAUAUCCACUGAUCCUGAUCUCACUCAUACCAUUUCUGUUUCAUCCAUCGUUCUUCACCAGCAAAAGACAUGUACAUGUAUGUGGUGUUUUAGGUUUUAACUAAGUCUGUUUUAGCAAGUAGACGUUUUUAAUAUGUUUUUACUGCC
Molecule: messenger RNA, 14856 nt
Organism: Acanthoscelides obtectus
Lineage: Eukaryota; Metazoa; Arthropoda; Insecta; Coleoptera; Chrysomelidae
Source: the annotation of a GenBank genome assembly